CGGCUCGUUACGCUGCGUCAGUCUGGAGUCGCUCAAUUAUGAAAAAGCAACCUUCCGUUGGAGCUGCAGCCGAAGCGGAUCCCUCCAGCGUCCAGCGGGCUUUUAUUCCGAGGCUAACCGAGAGCAACGCCGAUAGAUGGAUAAAAGCCACGACACAGCUCUUCCUGAGUCUCAACGGUGAAGAGAAUGUCCCAGAAACCCUGGAUAGAAAGCACUUUCACCAAGAGGGAAUGUGUGUACAUACUUCCAGUGUCAAAGGACCCCCACAGAUGCCUGCCAGGAUGCCAGAUUUGCCAGCAGUUGGUCCGGUGCUGCUGUGGACGGCUGGUUCGGCAGCAUGCCGGCUUCACAGCCAGCUUGGCCACAAAGUACUCGGAUGUGAAGUUGGGUGAAAAUUCCAGCCUGCCCGAUCCAGAGGAGUGGUCUGUGGAAAAACACACAGAAGCGAGUCCAACUGAUGCCUAUGGUGUCAUCAACUUCCAGGGAGGGUCUCACUCAUACAGAGCCAAGUAUGUGCGUUUGUCCCACGACACUCGACCGGAGAGCAUCCUUCGGCUAAUGCUGAAGGAGUGGCACAUGGAGCUUCCCAAGAUCCUCAUCUCUGUCCAUGGAGGAGUUCAAAACUUUGAGCUUCACCCUCGCAUCAAGCAGGUGGUGGGCAAGGGCCUCAUCAAAGCUGCAGUCACCACCGGCGCCUGGAUCCUCACCGGAGGCGUCAACACAGGUGUUGCGAAGCAUGUGGGGGACGCGCUUAAAGAACACUGCUCAAGGUCAUCAAAGAAAAUUUACACAAUUGGAGUUGCACCGUGGGGAGUCAUUGAAAACAGGAGCGAUCUUAUUGGCAGAGACAUUAUUGUUCCAUAUCAGACCCUGCUGAAUCCUCUCAGCAAACUAAAUGUUCUCAACAAUCUGCAUUCCCACUUCCUCCUGGUGGAUGACGGGACAGUGGGCCGAUACGGGGCUGAGGUCACACUCAGGCGGGACCUGGAGAAACACGUUAACCUGCAAAGAAUACACGCAAGAAUUGGGCAGUGUGUUCCUGUCGUGGCACUGAUUUUUGAGGGCGGUCCAAACGUGAUCCUGACUGUGCUGGAGUACCUCCAGGAGAGCCCUCCUGUUCCUGUGGUGGUGUGUGAGGGGACGGGCCGUGCUGCUGACAUAUUGGCCUACGUCCACAAGCAGACAGAGGAGGGGGGCGGCCUUCCCGAUGGGGUGGAGACGGACAUCGUCGCAACCAUCAAGAAAACGUUCAACUUCAGUCAGAACGAAGCCAUCCAUCUCUUUCAGAAGCUCAUGGAGUGCAUGAAGAGCAAAGAACUGAUCACCGUGUUUCACAUCAGCUCUGAGGAACACCAAGACAUCGACGUAGCUAUUCUGAGGGCCUUGCUCCAAGGCACAAACGCAUCUGCCUUCGAUCAGCUGGUCCUGACUUUGGCCUGGGAUCGCGUAGACAUUGCCAAGAAUCACGUGUUUGUGUACGGACAGCAGCUUCUGGUGAGCUCUUUGGAGCAAGCCAUGCUGGACGCUCUCGUCAUGGACAGAGUGGACUUUGUGAAGCUGCUCAUAGAAAACGGCGUCAGCAUGCACCGCUUUCUCACCAUCAGUCGGCUGGAGGAGCUCUACAACACGAAACAACCUCCCAACAACCCAACUCUCCUCCACCUGGUUAGAGACGUUAAACAGAGUAAUCUUCCCCCAAACUAUAAAAUCAGUUUGAUCGACGUGGGCCUGGUCAUCGAGUUCCUGAUGGGCGGGACUUACAGGUGCAACUACACCAGGAAGCGCUUCCGAAUCAUUUACAACAAUCUCCACGGCAGCAAUAGGAGAUCUGGACGCCACCCCGCGGGUCCCGGCUCUCAUCUGAGAAAGAAUCAUGAGACUUUCAGCAUGCAGGCCGACAAGAAGGAGAAGACGAGACACAAUCACUUCAUCAAGACGGCGCAGCCGUACAAGCCCAAGCUGGAGAGUACCGCUGAGCAGAACAAGAAAAGAAGCAAGGAGGAGAUCGUGGACAUCGACGACCCGGAGACCCGCCGCUUCCCCUACCCUUUCAACGAGCUCUUAGUUUGGGCAGUGCUCAUGAAGAGGCAGAAGAUGUCUCUCUUCUUCUGGCAGCACGGCGAGGAGAACAUGGCCAAGGCGCUGGUGGCUUGUAAACUCUGCCGCUCUAUGAGCUACGAGGCAAAGAAGAGCGACGUCGUGGACGACACCUCGGAGGAACUCAAAGAGUACUCCAACGAGUUCGGGACGCUGGCGGUGGACCUGCUGGAGCAGUCGUUCAGGCAGGACGAGACCAUGGCCAUGAAGCUGCUGACGUACGAGCUGAAGAACUGGAGCAACUCCACGUGUCUGAAGCUGGCCGUCUCCUCCCACCUGCGGCCGUUUGUCGCUCAUACCUGCACCCAGAUGCUGCUGUCAGACAUGUGGAUGGGACGGCUGAACAUGCGCAAGAACUCCUGGUACAAGGUGAUUCUGAGCAUCUUGGUGCCUCCUGCCAUCCUGCUUCUGGAGUACAAAUCUAAAGCGGAGAUGGCUCACAUCCCUCAGAGUCAGGACGACCACCAGAUGACCAUGGAGGACAGCGAGCACAACUUUCAGAACAUGACCGAAGACAUCCAGAUGGACGUCUUCAAGGAAGCCAGAACCCACGAACAUCCGGAGGUGAAAAACGACAUGGAGAAACAAGUCCGCUCCCGAAAGCUUCCUUUAACGAGGAAGAUCUAUGCCUUCUACCAUGCUCCCAUUGUCAAGUUUUGGUCCAAUACGCUUUUCUACCUGGGCUACUUGAUGAUGUACACGUAUGUGGUCCUGGUGAAAAUGGCCGACCUUCCUUCUCCUCUAGAAUGGGUGGUCAUCCUCUACAUCUUCACCUCUGCUAUCGAGAAAAUCCGCGAGAUGUUUAUGUCUGAAGCGGGCAAAAUAAGCCAAAAAAUAAAGGUGUGGUUCAGCGACUAUUUCAAUGUGUCUGACUUCCUGGCCAUCGCUACGUUCUUUAUCGGUUUUGGACUGAGACUGGGUGGAGAGUCCACCUUCAUCCCCGGGCGGACAGUGUAUUGCCUCAACAUCAUCUUCUGGUAUGUCCGACUCCUGGACAUCCUGGCCGUGAACCAGCAAGCUGGGCCAUAUGUCAUGAUGAUCGCUAAAAUGGUUGCCAACAUGUUUUAUAUUGUGGUAAUAAUGGCCAUUGUCUUGCUGAGCUACGGCGUCCCGAGAAAAGCCAUUCUGUACCCCAACGAGGAGCCCAGCUGGACUCUGGCCAGAGAUGUGGUUUUCCAGCCGUACUGGAUGAUGUACGGAGAAGUCUAUGCCUAUGAAAUUGAUCCGUGUGCCAAUAACAGCGAACCCUCAGCCAGUAAGCUGUGCUCAGACAUAGUGUGGCUCACGCCUUUCCUGCAAGCAGUCUACCUCUUUGUACAAUACAUAUUGAUGGUCAACCUCCUUAUUGCCUUCUUUAACAAUGUAUAUAUUCAAGUAAAGUCCAUUUCCAAUCUGGUGUGGAAGUACCAGCGCUAUCACUUCAUUAUGGCCUACCACGAGAAGCCUGUCCUCCCACCCCCCUUCAUCCUCCUGUGCCAUAUAUACUCCCUCUUCUGCCUGUGCAGAAAGAGGAAGAAGGAGAGCACCUACGGACCAAAGCUGUUUCUCACCGAGGACGACCAGAAGAAGCUUCACGACUUUGAGGAGCAGUGUGUGGAGACGUACUUUCACGAAAGGGAUGAUCAGUUUCACUCGGGCAGCGAAGAGCGCAUCCGUCUUACCUCUGAAAGAGUUGAGACGAUGUGUUUGCAACUGAAGGAGGUCGGGAACAAGGUGAACUUUAUAAAACGCUCCUUGCACACGCUGGACUCACAGAUCGGCCACCUCCAGGACCUGUCUGCUCUGACCGUGGACACUCUAAAGACGCUGACCGCUCAGAGGGCGUCCGAGGCCAGCAAGGUCCACACGCAGAUCACCAGGGAGCUCAGUUUGUCCAAGAACGUGGUCCCGAGCAUCGCGCACGUGCCAACGGACUCCAAAUCGUCGGCAAUAGGCAAGCGCAGCGUCAGGGCCUACUUUGGCUCUUCGUUUCCCCAAGCAGGCGCCAACAUCGCGGAUUCCCUUUUUGGAGUCAACGCAGGAGGAGACGGCGGGAUGCAAAUCCGUCAGAGAUUCGGGCACGGUCCCGGAACUGAGCCGGGGCAGGACCCCGGAGCGAGCACGGCGCCAAGUCCGGAGAAGAGGAGCUUAUUCGGGCAGGGACACUUUGCCGCAGAGGCUGGUUCCUCCAGCAGCACGGGCGCCAUUGCCCUCGUGCCAAGCGCCUCGCCCACCUCCCCUCCGGAGCGCCGUCACCAAGGCCACUCUCUCACACAAAGCAAACUAACCCGUCCGCAAGAGCUGCGCCUUUCUGACUCGCCAUCCAGCCUGCCCAACGCGCCCGCACUCGGCCCCCAGUUCCGCAUCAGCAGCACCCCCUCUCAGCCCAGUGGCGCCAGCCACCCCGACCACGCCCAGGACGGGUUUUACCAGUCAGGCGGCACCUCUGUAGAGUUCGGGGCGUUCAUUGGACAUAAAGACAACGUGGAUACGCAGCACUCUACGCCCAAAGAGACCUCCAGCAGACAGCAAAGCCCGGCCACACCAACCAGAUCACAGGUCGAAGGUCACGGUCUCAUCCGAGCGGUCAACUCCUACGCUGGCUUCACGGAGUUUGGCAGAACCCCAGCUUUUCUUCAUCCGGACUCGACUCUGACAAAGAAGGACAGGAGUAGAGUUUCAGCUGAAGACAUCCCUAGAGCGGCAGUACUAGAAAGGGUUCAGGUGAAAUCAGCCCAAGCCAGCACCCUGAGACCUCCUGAGGAAGAAACAUUAAAUGUUGCUGUUUCCCUGUACACGGCACGCCACAGCCACCUUGGAGCCAGGAAGGACUCUAUCGGCUCACCGUUCAGGCCUAUGGAAAGCUAUCAGUACUCAGCUGUGGAGCGCAACAACUUGAUGAGGCUGUCUCAGAGCAUCCCCUUCACUCCUGUGCCCCCUAGAGGGGAGCCGGUGACGGUGUACCGUCUGGAGGAGAGCUCCCCAAACACCAUCAACAACAGCAUGUCCUCCUGGGCCCACCGGGGCCUCUGUGCCAAAAUAGAGUUUCUCAGCAAGGAGGAGAUGGGCGGAGGACUCCGACGGGCUCUGAAGGUCCUUUGCACUUGGUCAGAGUACGACAUCCUGAAGCCUGGACACCUCUAUAUAGUCAAGUCCUUCCUGCCUGAGGUGGUCCAGACGUGGCAGAGCAUCUACAAGGAGGAGACCGUGUUGCAUCUUUGUCUCAGGGAAAUUCAACAGCAACGGGCUGCUCAGAAGCUGACUGUUGCCUUCAACCAAAUCAGGCCAAAGACGAUUCCCUACUCACCGAGGUUUCUGGAGGUGUUCCUGCUGUACUGCCACUCAGCUGGUCAGUGGUUUGCCAUAGAAGAGUGCAUCACCGGCGAGUUCAGGAAGUUCAACAACAACAACGGGGACGAGAUCGUUCCCACCAACCUCCUCGAGGAGACCAUGCUGGCCUUCAGCCACUGGACAUACGAGUACACCCGGGGAGAGCUGCUGGUGCUCGACCUGCAGGGCGUCGGGGAGAUCCUGACGGAUCCGUCUGUCAUUAAGAGCGGGGAGAAAGGAUCGUACGACAUGAUAUUCGGACCUGCCAACCUCGGAGACGAUGCCAUCAGAAACUUCCGGACAAAACACCACUGCAACUCCUGCUGCCGGAAACUCAAACUUCCUGACCUAAAGAGGAACGACUACACACCAGAUAAGGUUACCUUCCCACAGGAUGACCCGCCCAACCCAGGGGGCGGAGUCAAAGAUUCCCACCAAUCAAUGAGACUGAUGCUGUGAUCAGUGAGACAGUUUUGUCUGUUGGUGUGUGUUUUCGAGGGGCGACAGAAUUGUGUGUGUUUAUUUUUAUUUUCUCCAUGUAUUCCAAUCAAAGCCAAGGAGCAGGAAGGAGAAGCCAACGAACUGGAAGAAUCGCCGCUGUGUUUCUUGUGCAUGCAGACAUCAGCUGUUGUAAUCGUUCUGUUUUUAGACACCAGGGGAGGAUUUUUAAAAGCAUUUUGUACAAGUUUCUGAACGUAUAUGUACUUAUAUAUAUAUAUAUAUAUAUAUAUAUAUAUAUAUAUUCACAUAUACGUACAUAUCUGUAAGCUGGACAUAUCAACAGGUACAGUAUGAUUGCGGAGGCUUUAUUUAUUUUUGAAGUUUGAGAAGUUGCCUUGUUUCACCAACAAAAAAAAAAACGUUUUAAAGAACAAAAUCAAGUGCAUUGUAGAUCUGUUACAGCAGCUUCAGCCAGGACAACCUGCUAACAGAGUUGCUGCAACUUCGCAGAUUGCCACCGGAUCACGGAUUUUUUUUUUUUUAUGUGUAAAAACUUGUAUCCUUUUUUUCUUUUUCUUUUUUUUUUUUGUCUUUUUAGCUAAUGAUAAGAAAUACAUGAAUUUAAAACUCUUGUAAAAAAAAAAUAAUGAUUAAAAAAAAUACUAUGGGCAGAUUGCAAUGCAACUUUUACAGAAAAAAAAUGUAUGUAAUUUUAUUGUAUUGAAAGUGUGUCCAUCAGAAUUUUCCUUUUUAGUUUUAUUGUUACAGAGGUACUAUUGCUAUAUCUUUGUCAUCAGCUAUUGUAUGAGCAAAAACUACAAUCCAGUGUAUCUUAUAGAUACAGAUAUGUGGCAUGAACUCAACAGAUUGAAAUAUUUUAUUCAGGGGAACUGACAAAACACAAGGGUAUUACUGUAUACAUUUUGUACUGAAUAUCAUUUUAAACCAAUAAAAUGUCAAACAUCAUUGUUUCUAAAGCUC
Xiphophorus hellerii (green swordtail) is the source of this 6828-nucleotide messenger RNA. RefSeq names its product transient receptor potential cation channel, subfamily M, member 7 (gene trpm7). The record is from RefSeq and is a predicted model, not a curated record. Gene Ontology annotation, cellular component: plasma membrane. Gene Ontology annotation, molecular function: protein serine/threonine kinase activity; ATP binding; calcium channel activity. The transcript is spliced from 40 exons. The coding region runs from base 187 to 5865 and encodes 1892 amino acids. Lineage: Eukaryota; Metazoa; Chordata; Actinopteri; Cyprinodontiformes; Poeciliidae. Gene Ontology annotation, biological process: calcium ion transport; protein tetramerization; monoatomic cation homeostasis.